This is a messenger RNA of Symbiodinium sp. CCMP2592, 1917 nucleotides long. The record is from the annotation of a GenBank genome assembly. NCBI's taxonomy places the organism in Eukaryota, Dinophyceae, Suessiales, Symbiodiniaceae.
AUGUGGUCUUCCCGGCUGGGGCUGUGGCCAUUCUGGCCGCUGUGGCCGCUCGCGAUGGCCGCUGAAUACGGUCCGCCAGGGGAUCCGACCUGCUGGCUGGGCAACAUCAACUUUGAGACAUGCUGCCUCCCUCCGCCGAGAGGGAACGAAAAUUGCUGGGAAGGUGGCUUCACCUACGAGCGCUGUUGCCGAAGAAAUCCACACGAGCCGGUGGACAUCAACAAAGUGGCAGAGAUCUCCGAGCUUGGUGGCUGUGAGUUAAACAUCUUCCAGGAGUUCAAGGAGCGUGCAGGUGCGUGGUACCGCGCUUACGUGCCAAACUUGGUUCUCUUCCAAGAGUUUGGCUACAUCUCUCGCCGGUUUGAUUCUAUGUACAGGAGCUGUGCACCUGCCGCCCUCACUGCCCUGCUACUGAAGCUGGAGUCCAUCUAUUUCGAGGAGGAGUCCAUCUGGACGCCGCUUUACGCACAUUAUGCAGAGCAGCACCACCAGGCUGUGGCCAAUGGUGACUUGCUGCAAAGCCACCACAUCAACGGGUGGCCACUGGUGGAGGCCCUCAAACGAGUCAAUGCUCUCCGAGCCAGCCGAGAACCACGGCUAGAGGCACCGGUGACGCCAGUGCUGGACAUCGUGCUGUGCUAUUGCGGGAGGGGCGAGCGCAUCGACUGGCUCCGGGGUUUCCACAAACUCCCGUGGCGGAACGAGAACCGCUCGGCGUCCACGACGGCUCGAGUCGCGCUCAGGUUCUACCAUAAGUGCGGGGCGAUGGGCGACGAGCAGCGCCAGGAAGAGACCUCAAAGCUCAAGGACGAGUGGUCCGACUAUUUCCACACUGUGGAGGUCCGCUACGUGGACGACCAGGUGCGAGCCGACGACUGCUCCGCAUACCUGGCCUACGUCGUUGACCGAUACGACGAUCUGCCGGAAUUCGCGGUCUUCCUGCAUGCAGAUGCUCCCGAGCACAUCCCGAGCGUGGAUUUGCUGAUGGACGCCGUCUUUGCCGCUUCCAGGGGCUUCCUCCCAGAAGAGGCAGGCUUCAUCCACCUGGCCCAUAACUACGUGCGGCACGACUGCCCAGGGAACAGGACGGAGUGCAAGGAUCCGGAUGCUCCGGAAGUGGCGCGGCUUUGGAGGAAGGUUUUCCACUCGUCCAUCGCGCCGACCCGGCUGGAGGGCCACAUGAACGGCUACUGUUGCGUGCAGUUUCUGGUCCGUCGUGAACGCAUCCAGCUACGGACGAAGCAGUUCUAUGUCGAUGCCUUGAACUUCUUUGGAGAGACUGCCGAGUCCUACUACGAGCUCUUCCCUGUCGGCAAGGUGAUUUGGACGCCUGACACACGAGGUCGAACCCCCUGCCAGCUGGCCAUGUACUUCUGGCACGUUAUUUUCGGUGAAGAUCUCUGGCUUCCUCGGCGCCAUCGUGACUCGCGCCUGCCCUUGUUCAUCCGCAUGUUGAACAUCGAGGCGGAGGCGGCGCUCGAGGCCCAGAGAGGUGAAGAUGGCGCGGGCGGUCGCGUCAUUCAAUUCACAGGCGAUAACACCGGUGCCGAGGACACGUACUAUCGCUUGCAGAGUCUCUUCACGGCGCAAAAGCCGGCGAGCCUGCGGCAGACGGCGGAGCGGCUUUGCGAGCAGGCGCUCCAAGCGGCGAAGAAAGCCCUGGUGGAUGAUGUCAAGCCUUGGGAGAAACAGAAGGCGCGGUUCACUUUGGUCGAGAACCAGCCCAGCGUCAUGAAGCUGCAGACAGGAAAGAGGGCGAGCAUGAAGCCUUCGGUGCGUGCUUUGACGGCCGUUACUCCUCCGCGCAGCGAGUCGCUCGAGCGAGACCGAGACCGGUCAGCACCUGCCUCCCCAGCCAGACAAAGGACUGCACCCAAGAAGAUCAACGAGCUGGAUAUGCAGGCCGGAAAGUCGUAA